Lotus japonicus is the source of this 3017-nucleotide messenger RNA. RefSeq names its product increased DNA methylation 1. The record is from RefSeq and is a predicted model, not a curated record. Lineage: Eukaryota; Viridiplantae; Streptophyta; Magnoliopsida; Fabales; Fabaceae. The coding region runs from base 228 to 2759 and encodes 843 amino acids. The transcript is spliced from 20 exons.
AUCUCAUCUUCUUCUACAUUAUCCAUCACUCUCUCUCUGUGCCUCACUCUGUGAGUGAAAACCAAAAACCCCCAAAUCAAAUCUAACGAAAACCCUAGCUACCUUCACCCACUCUCAUGCUAGUUUCCUCCUUCAAUUCCACCUCCAAUGCCCAUUUUCCCCCAAUUCAAUUCGCAUAGUACACAUCUCGAUUCAUCGAUCUUCCAAUUCCUCCCAGAUUUGCCGCCAUGGUUAAGCCGGAGCAGGAACCCGAUCAGGCGCGGAAGGUUUCCGUGGUGAAUGGUCACAUCGUUUACACGCGAUCCAAGCGGGCGCUCGAAUUGUGUAACGGAUUAUCCGAGGACGCGGAGUCCAAGAGGAUUAAGGCGAGUGCGGUGAAAACGGAUUGCGAUGCCGUGGAGGUGAAGAGCGAGGAUGUGGAGGUUGCGGUGAGGCCGCCUCGGCGGCGGACGCGAUCGGCGUUUAAGGUGAGUGUUGUUGAGUCUGUUGAGAGGGUGGAGAGUGAGUUGGAACAAGGUGGGGCGAGUGGUGUAGGUGAUGGUGGAAUUGAUGGUGCAUUGGUGGGUACCGGGGGCAAGAUGGAGUUGAAGAUGUCGAAGAAGAUUGUGGUUAGCAGGAAGCCUACGACUGUGAAGGAGCUUUUCGAUACAGGAUUGCUUGAUGGUGUCUCUGUGGUUUACAUGGGCGGCAUUAAGAAGACGUCAGGUUUACGGGGUGUUAUUAGAGAUGGGGGAAUAUUGUGCUCGUGCAGUCUGUGCAAUGGACGCAGGGUUAUUCCACCUUCCCAAUUUGAGAUCCAUGCUUGCAAACAAUAUAGGAGAGCAGCACAGUAUAUUUGCCUAGAAAAUGGGAAGAGCCUGCUUGAUCUAUUAGGAGCAUGCAAGGCAGCACCCCUGCAUACUUUGGAGACAGCAGUUCAAAAUUUUGUUGGUUCUCCAGCUGAAGAAAAAUAUUUUACCUGUAAAAGGUGCAAAGGGUGUUUCCCUUCUUCGUGUGUGGAAAGAGUGGGGCCUAUUUGCAGUUCUUGUGUGGAAUCAAAGAAAUCUGAAGAAAGUUCAAAAAAUGUCGUUGGCAAAAGAGUCCGGUCUCCUCGACCAGUACCGCUCUCCAAUCCAUCCUGUACUCCUGAUCUGUCUAUCUCCUCUCAAAGUAAGGGACACUGGAAGAAAAGAACAAAGUCAUCAAAAAGGGUUAGCAGCUCAAAUUCUUCCAAGAGUGCUUCUGUACCUAUUCUACCCCGGAAGAAAAUUUUGACAAAGAUGAAAAAAAGGUCUAUGUCGGUAAAGUUGAAGGCCCCGAAAGUUAGUUCAAAUUCAAAAUGUUUAUCUUCACAAAAUAAGAUUCAGUGGAAAAUAACUAAGAAGGAUCAGAGGUUGCAUAAGUUAGUUUUUGAGGAAGAUGGAUUGCCUGAUGGAACUGAAGUAGCUUAUUAUGCACGCGGAAAGAGAUUGCUUGAAGGCUACAAAAUGGGUUCUGGAAUUGUUUGUCGAUGCUGCAACACUGUGGUCAGCCCCUCACAAUUUGAGGUCCAUGCGGGUUGGGCUUCUCGCAAGAAACCUUAUGCAUAUAUUUACACUUCAAAUGGGGUGUCUCUCCAUGAGUUUGCAAUAUCUCUCUCAAAAGAUCGAAAGUACUCUGCAAAGGACAAUGAUGAUCUAUGCGUUGUUUGUUGGGAUGGUGGAAACCUGUUGCUUUGUGAUGGAUGCCCAAGAGCAUUUCAUAAAGAAUGUGCAUCUCUAUCAAGUAUUCCACGUGGUGACUGGUACUGUCAAUUUUGCCAAAACAUGUUCCAGAGAGAAAAGUUUGUGGCAUACAAUGCCAAUGCAUGGGCAGCUGGAAGGGUUGAAGGAGUUGAUCCUAUUAACCAGAUAACCAAUAGAUGCAUUCGCAUAGUUAAAGACAUCGAAUCUGAGCUUAGUGGGUGCGCUUUAUGCAGGGGUGUUGACUUCAGCAAAUCCGGCUUUGGUCCUCGCACAAUAAUACUCUGUGACCAGUGUGAAAAGGAGUAUCAUGUUGGCUGUUUGAGAGAUCACAAAAUGGCAUAUUUAAAGGAAUUGCCCAAAGGGAAUUGGCUUUGUUGUAAGGAUUGCACGAGAAUACAUUCUACUCUGGAGAACGUUUUGGUUAAGGGGGCUGAGAGACUCCCUGAAUCCCUCUUGGAUGUUAUAAAACAAAAGCAAGUGGAAAAAGGAUUAGAUCCCAUCAAUGAUAAUGAUGUAAGAUGGAGGCUUCUUAAUGGAAAAAUUGCUUCCCGUGAAACGAGGCCAUUGCUUUUGGAGGCCGUUUCGAUAUUUCAUGAAUGCUUCAAUCCUAUAGUUGACGCAGCUAGUGGACGUGACCUUAUUCCAGCCAUGGUUUAUGGAAGGAAUGUGCGGGGUCAGGAGUUUGGAGGAAUGUAUUGUGCAUUACUAGUAGUCAAUUCAUCUGUGGUAUCUGCGGCCAUGCUUCGAAUUUUCGGCUCAGAUGUAGCUGAACUUCCUUUAGUUGCAACAAGUAACGGGAAUCACGGGAAGGGCUACUUCCAAACACUCUUCUCCUGCAUUGAGAGGCUUUUGGCUUUCAUGAAUGUGAAGAGCCUUGUACUGCCAGCUGCAGAAGAAGCAGAAUCAAUAUGGACCGAUAAAUUUGGGUUUAGCAGGAUGAAGCCAGAUGAGCUUUCCGACUAUAGGAAGAACUUCAAUCAGAUGGUGACAUUCAAAGGGACAAAUAUGCUUCAUAAAUUGGUGCCUCCAUGUCGAAUCAUCAGUAAUCAAGCAUGACAAUUUUUUAUAGGAAUAAAAUUCAAUUAUGAAAGGGGAAAACCCCUAGCUUUCUGGCCUUUUUUUUUAUUCCUUUUCUGCUUGCUUUUUAUGUAUAUAGGCUUUGGGCUAUUUGAAGCCAUUCUUGAACCCGUUCUUGCCAAUUGUUUAAAACAUUUAUAAUUCCAUCUGUUCUGCCUUAAUUAUUUUUAAGAAAACAUAAGUUAUUGAUUGAUCUUGGAUUAGUGCUAUAAUGUAUAAAAUCUGUAAUUUGUCUGA